Messenger RNA from Paramecium octaurelia, 2700 nucleotides. NCBI's taxonomy places the organism in Eukaryota, Ciliophora, Oligohymenophorea, Peniculida, Parameciidae. The record is from the annotation of a GenBank genome assembly.
AUGAAUAAUCAAAAUGCCCCUAAGUUUGAAACAAAGCAAGAUUACAUUAUAGAUACUUCGAGCAUUGUUGCUUAAGGUAAAAGAGGAUAAAUAUUAAAAUGUAAACACAAAGAAAAGGAUGAAAAAUUGUGUGUGAAGGUGAUAAGUAAAUCGCAUUUUUAUGUUAAUUAAAAAAAUGAAAUACAAGUAUUAGAAACACUUAAAAAUGCAAAAACAAAGCAUUUGAACGUCUUAAAUAUCUAUAAUAUUAUUGAAGAUAGCAAAAAGUACCUCAUUUUUAGUGAGCUCUGUGAUGGCAACCUAGAACAAUUAUUUUAAUAGAAACAGAGCAAUAAUAAAUGGUUUUCUAAUGAGGAAAUUCUUGAUUUGCUGGGUCAAAUAGUGAGAGGCUAUUUGUAUUUGAAGAAUCACAAAAUAAUCCUUAGAGAUUUAACGCCCAGAAGCAUUCUAUAUAAAGAACUUACUAAUAAUAGAAUUGUAUUAAAAGUAAAAAUAAAAUAUAUUCAUAGAUAUCAGAUUUUGGUGUGAGUCGAAUAACUCAGGAUGGAUGUGCAGUAACUAGAACUGGAAUUCCUUAUUACUCAGCUCCAGAAGUUUACAGAAAUUCUCCUGAUCAUUAAAAGUACACUGACACAUGCGAUAUCUAUUCAGUAAUAGUUUUAUAUAUUAUACAUUAGCUUGGAAUCAUUCUUUACAUGAUGUGCUAUCAAGGAGAAAAGCCAGUGAAUGUAUAAGAUCUAAAGGAUCUAAAUGAAUUCCACGAAAGAUUAAAAAAAGAUUAAUUUUUAUCAUGUCCAAACAACCACAGAUAUUCAAAAGAAAUUUUGAAUUUAAUAGAAAAAAUGAUUGUAUACAAUCCAGAAAAAAGAAUCACAUGGGAUUAGUUAGAUUUCAAUAUAGUUCAACAUUUUCUUAUCCUAGAAGAUAAUUAUUUCAUCGACUUAGACAAAACUAUAAAUUCAGGAUUGUAAGGAGUUUCUCAUGAAGCAUUUCAUUUAAAACAAUGCGUAGAAUUAGUUUGUAAAACCUUCUAAAAUAAUAUGGUUGGAAUUACUAGAGCAAUUGAAAAUUUGGAGAAAAUCAAAUAAAAAUUUCAUAAAAAUGUGUUACAAGUUAUAGCCAUAGUCAGGUAUAGUGAAGAAUAAACUUAUCUAAUUCUUGAGAAAUGGGACAUCAGUCUUUAAGGCUAUAUAGAAGAGUUAUAGUAAAAAAAAUAGAAUUUGAAAAGCUACGAAAUUUUUGAAAUAUUAUAUUAGAUAGUGGAAGGGUAUUGCUUUCUUAAAGAUUUGUAAAUUGCUCAUAUUGAACUAAAACCAAGUAAUAUUCUCUUAAAAAAAAAUGAAAAAGGAAAAUAUAUUGUUAAAGUAUAAUAUAUUACUUCAAUAGAUCUUUGAUUUGGAAAUUAACAAAACUAUUGGAAGAGGUAUAACUCAUUCUACAAAUGAAUUGAAAAUAUUUGCUGCUCCUGAAAUGUUCUAAUAAGGUUUCUCCAGCGAUUCAUAAAGUGAUAUGUUUUCAGUAUUAUUGUAUUUUAUCUUUUAGCUAGGUAUGAUUUUAUAUUAUAUGGCAUUCUAAAAAAUGUUUAAAAACUUUGAAAGUAAAGCUGAUCUUGUAGAUUUUCAUUAGUCUUUAACUACCACACCAUUUAAAAGUCCUAAUCAUGAAGUAAUAUUCUAUAAUAAAUUGUAGAACCCAUUAAUUUCAGAACUAAUUAAUUCAAUGAUUGUAAACGAUCCAAAGAGAAGAAUUAGUUGGUAAUAAUUGUAGAAGCAUUAAAUAUUUGACGAAUUUAAAAUUUCAUAAGUUCCUAAUGAAAUUAUUUCUGAUCAAUUUUUAGAAACAUAACUAAACAAAAAAAAGAAUAUUAAGAUAAUAUAGUUUUAAUAAUAAUAAUAUUAAAACUAAAUACAAUAAUAACAAUACUAGUAGUAAUAGUAAUAACAAUAAUACUAAUAAUAGCAUCAAUAAUCGUUAUAAUAACAACAAUAAUAAUUAUACUAAUAACAACAACCAUAAAUACACUAAUAACAAUAAUAAUACUAAAAAAGUUAAAGUCAAAAUUCUUCUUGUUUUACAGAAAUAUACGAAUAUAUACAUUCUCUUCAUACUCUAGCGAUUAAGGUAUUAAGAGUAUGCGAAGAGCACUAAAGGGAUGAUUGCAAAGAUGAAAUACUGUUAUUCAAAUAAUUCUUAAUUCGUUUCUGCAUUUCUUGUUUGAUAUGUUUUAACAAUCUCAAAAAUUAUAAUUUUAUUUAUUUAGACAAUGUUAGAUAUUAGGUAAAAUCAAUUUCUACUUUCAAUGAUUGGUAUUAAAAGAAAAAUAUUGAAUAAUUGGGGAAAGACACAACUGAUAUAUAUGAAUCCUUAAAAAUCAUGCAAACCACUACUCCCACUUAAAUAAUCGUUAGAGGAAAUGAAUUGCUAAAAGACCUUACCAAUAAAUUUUAGUAGAACAAUAACAAUACAAAUAUUGUUAUGUUUCAUUAAUACUUCAACUCUUUUUUUAGAGAAGUUAAGCUUUCAAUUUUCAAUUCCAAUAUCCAAACAAAACUAAAGUUCUAUUUGCUUAAAUUUUCAAAUGUUUUUAUCGAAUAUCCGAUUUAGAGUUUCGAAUUAUUUUAGGAAACAAAAGUAGCCUAAAAGAUCUGCUUAAUUGAUGAAAUGGAAAAUUAUGUAAUAAAUCAUCUAAAUCAGAAAUGA